Penicillium salamii is the source of this 633-nucleotide messenger RNA. The record is from the annotation of a GenBank genome assembly. Lineage: Eukaryota; Fungi; Ascomycota; Eurotiomycetes; Eurotiales; Aspergillaceae.
AUGGGAUCUUCACCCUCUACAAUAUCUCAGGAUGUGAAUACCUUGAUCCCGAAUUCUUCGAAUCAAGAGAACGUCCAAUUCCCCAGAAACUCAGAUGACGUUCUCCGUACUUUCAGCACCCUACGUCAUGUUCUUCCCUCAGAACUCGUUCUGGAGAUUUUAGAAUUCGCACAAUACUGGCUGCACGCUAGAGUCUACCGGGAAGGGAUAAACACUUACGACGAACGCAACUGGCACGAUCGGACACCAUAUUUGACUUCUGGGCCCGUCGCAGAGGGACGCGUGGAAGAGAUCAGAAUCAAGAUCUGGAGUCACGACCAAGGCUGGAGCGAUUACAGAGAAGACCAUGGCACCUACAGGAACUCUUGGACUUGGUUUGAGCUCGGUAUCGAAGGGUUCCAGGGAAGGGAGGUCAACACAGAACAUGUGGAUCUUCGCUUGGCAACCAAUGUGCAUGCACAACGGCAGACAGCGGUUCACGAGAUCGUAUAUCGACGCCAGGACAACUCGCGGUUGAUAGAGGCCCUGCGGACCGGGGAUCACCUCUCGAUCAUUCCUUUGUCGAGAUAUCCUGGAUGGAGGAACACCGUGGAUAAAGCCUCGAUCGAGGUCUACACUUCCCCUAUUUUCUGA